AUGGGUCACGGCCCCCCAUGCGACCUGCCGCCUUCACCCUUCCUUCGUUCAUUAUUGAGGCCAAACUUGCGAGCACAGGCACAGGCGAAGGCCAAAGCCAAAGCAAAGGGCGGAGGCAAAGGCAAGAGUGGCAAGGGCAAGUGCGUUCAGGAGGAGAGUUUCACAGACUUUCAGGUGGAUGACUGGCGACACCUGCCUUUAGAUCCUGCCGAGGCUGUCGGUGCACCGAAGGGGAUACAGGGGCAUUGUGUUGUGAGCCAUGAUGCCCGGCUCUGGUGCAUCGGCGGCGCUCGGCCAGAUACCUCGAGCCCUCAGAUUUCUCUCUUGCUUUUCGAUCUGCACAGGCGCUGCUGGAGUGACAUGACUCCUAAGCCAGCGGAAUCUGCCCCAAGCUGGAGAUGGGGCCAUUCCUCCGUGGUUGUGCCUGCGCAGUAUCCUCCACAGCCUGGCACGAGAGAGAACCUACUCUUACUUUGCGGGGGCUUUGACAAAGAAACAAACAUGAACGAUGUGUGGUAUUUCUGCCCCCAGAACGGCCAGUUCUUCCAACCCCGCGUCGGCAUGGACUCUGUUCCAGUGGUCGGUGCAUACCACUCCUUAGCGUACGACAGCGCCACAGACGAGGCGUAUCUUUUUGGAGGCCAGAAGUGCGUCCAAGGAAAGUACGAGUUUUACGAUACCCUUCUCAAGUGCGGGCUGAACUGUGGGUCUUGGCUCAUCGUGCACACUCGCGGCGCCCGGCCACCUGAACGCGGACAGCAUUCCUGCGCCAUCUCCAACCGUGUGCUAGUGCUUCAUGGGGGCAGCAAUCGAUACAAAUUGUUGCGAGAUGUUUGGACUUUGAAGCUGGACGCGAGCACACCUCAUUGGUCCGAAGUGAAGAUCUUCGGCCCCUCCCUGUGGGUGGGGAAGAAGCAGAAGGCUGUGCCCUACCAGAUCGCACCUUGCCGGCCCUUCCUGGAGGCUUCCGGCGAUGGGAUUUUGGUCCUCGGCCGAGGGAAGCCUUCGAAGGAGGACCAUCCCGGCGACCUCUCCUUGUGGGCCCUGAGCCUGCAGAGGCGACGCUGGCGACGGGUCCCUGUAGAGAUGCCACCAGCCUGGGCUGGCAACUUCGCGGCUUCCUUCCACGAAGGGGGUGUGGGGAAUGUCCUCUUGGUUCUUGGCGGCGAGCGCAUGGGAUCUUCACCUGUUGCUGGCACUGGCAGCCCGCUGUGCGACGGCGAAUUGUGGUCGAUCGACUUGGCGGCGCGGCCUUCCAAGCUCUUGCUACUCACUCUACAGAAACUCCUUCGCAGCGGCUCUGUCCGGUUUUCUGAGGACGUGCUGAGGACUGGCAUAUUUGAUCGAAGCGGCUCGCCACUGCAGCAGGCUAGCAAGGUUUAUGUCCCGUACUGCACGUCGGACGCAUACAUGGGUGAUGGAGCUUUUGGCCCCUGGCAAUUCCGCGGUGCACGUAUUGUUCGUGCUGUUCUGAAGGAUCUUCGCACAAGAGGUCUUCGUCCGGGCAGCAGGUUGAUCUUCGGAGGAGGAUCAGCAGGUUCCAGAGGUGCGAUGGUGCUUCUAGAUGAGGUCACGAAGAUGCUUCCUGGGAUUCAAGUACAUGGAUUUCUGGACUCCCCGUACUGGAUAGACAUCCCAUCGUCUGCUGCCAAUUUCUCAGGAUUUCAACAUCAGACACGUGAUGUGCUGACCAAUUUCAAUGCAUGGUCAGUUGUCUCGCAGACAUGCUAUGCACAGUACAGGUCAGAAGAGGCGUGGAAGUGCUUGUUCGGGCAGUACCGCAUGGCCUUCGUGAGGACCCCGUACCUGUUGAUCGCCUCGCAGUUUGAUUCGUGGCAGCUCUCGCACCUGGUUCACGGCUACAGCGGAAUCCAAGAUCAGCCUGCCUUCACGCCGACCGAAGUUGCCUACACGGAGAAGUUUGCGGCUCAGACUCGAUCUGGACUUGACGAGCUGGCAGAAGCAGUGCCAAGUGGCUCCUAUAUAUAUUCCGCGGCAUGUUACAACCACCACAUCUCCGAGAAAGGGAUCUUCUUUACCUCUGCAACAAGCUCGGGCUUCACUGAGUCCGAAGCCCUCGCAGCUAUUUGGAGAGGCCAUGGCGAUGCCAUCGACCGCUGUGACGGAUUCAACUGUAGCAUCGGAUGUGGCCCAGGCACUGCCAUAGUUAUCUAG
Symbiodinium necroappetens is the source of this 2175-nucleotide messenger RNA. The record is from the annotation of a GenBank genome assembly. NCBI's taxonomy places the organism in Eukaryota, Dinophyceae, Suessiales, Symbiodiniaceae.